Gallus gallus (chicken) is the source of this 10887-nucleotide messenger RNA. RefSeq names its product glucuronic acid epimerase (gene GLCE). The transcript has 7 exons. The coding region runs from base 6380 to 8260 and encodes 626 amino acids. Gene Ontology annotation, cellular component: Golgi apparatus. Gene Ontology annotation, biological process: heparan sulfate proteoglycan biosynthetic process. Gene Ontology annotation, molecular function: heparosan-N-sulfate-glucuronate 5-epimerase activity. The record is from RefSeq and is a predicted model, not a curated record. Lineage: Eukaryota; Metazoa; Chordata; Aves; Galliformes; Phasianidae.
GAUGGUGAGGAAGGAUGAGACAUCUGUGGGAGGACGGGGAGGAUGGCAUCACUUGUGUGGUCACGAUGUUUUUGAAGUCUGUUUUUAAAUUGGGUUGCACACCUCUGUUCUUCUCUAUUUCCAUGGCUCCUUUGGAGUGUGGGUUCUGUUUUUUUUUUUCCUCCUUGAAUUCUCUCUGCAGCUGCCAUACAGGAGGUGAAUUUAGACACAAUCUUGAUGAAACUUCGAGCCCAGAACGGAGGUGUUUGAGCUGCCAGCAUGACAGCCAAGCUCCUCCACCUGUUGGUGGUCCCUGGCUCUGUUUUUCAUGCAGUCGGCGUUCUUCCAGGGGGGAAAAAAAAAACACCCAAAUUUUGGAGGAAGCUGAACUGCCAAUGAAGCUACUCACGUUGGGUGGGCGGCAGGAAGCACUCCAUGCUCUGCCGUAUGGUUGCACUGAGUUGAAUCACAGAAUGGCCUGGGUUGGAAAGGACCUCAAGGAUCAUGAAUCUGCAACCCCCCACCACAGGCAGGGCCACCAACGUCCACAUUUCAGACCAGCCCAGGCUGCCCAGGGCCCCAUCCAACCUGGCCUUGAACACCUCCAGGGAUGGACGGGGCAUCCACAGCCUCUCUGGGCAGCUGUUCCAGCACCUCACCACUGUCAUAGUAAAGAAACCCCAACCCCUACCAGCUUUGAGAGCAGUGAUCUGCACUGCAUGCUGCACGCAUGGCUUGUUGUGCCUCCAGGGCAUCCCUGGAGCUCUCAAGCUGGUGUGUGGGUGCAGCUCGGCCCCAGACCCAUGGUUCCAUCCCCAGGGCUGUGUUCUGUUCUGGUUGUGAAGGAGUGCUGGCAUUGCCCUGCACACACUGUGUGGUGAGCGGUGGCACUCACGUGGCCUUGCCUUGGGCACAGCCUGAAGGCUUGGGCAUUGCAAGGCAUAAAAAGGGCAUAAAGCUGUGGGAGAGCAACCAAAGGAGGAGAUGCAGGGAUGGGGGUGGGCAUGGAGGUGCGUGAGGAGCAGCGGAGGUCUCCAUGUCUGGUACAGAGAAGAGGAGGCUGAGGGGCAGCCCUGCAGUUCCGUCAUGGCGGCCCUGCGGCCCCAUCAUAGGAUCAUAGAAUUGCUCAGGUUGGAAAAGACCUUCAAGAUCAUCAAGUCCAACCACAACCCAACCAUGCUACUCUAACUCUGACAACUCACUGCUAAAUCAUGUCCUGAGCACCACGUCCAGGUCGGGGAUGGUGACUCAACCACCUCCACCAUGGCGGCCUGCAGCUCCACCAUGGCGGCCUGCAGCUCCAUCAUGGCGGCCUGCAGCUCCUCACAGGGGAGCAGAGGGGCAGGUUCUGAUCUGGACCUGAAGGCACAGCAUGGAACUGUCGGAUCAGGUGGGGUUAGGGUAGACUCGGCCCCAUAGGGCUGUGGGCACAGCCUGGAGCUCAGGGAGCAGUGCUCACCAUUUGGGUGCUGCUGUGUGGGCCCAGGGGUUGGGCUCCGUGAUCCCAGCGGGUCCCUUCCGAAUUGCAGUGCUCAGGAAUUCUGUCCCACACGUUGGUUGUUGCUCGCUCCCGUCCUGGCUGCCACACACGGCAAGUCCUCGGUGGCUGAAGGAAGUAGGGCAGUCAUUGCUGAGCAUUAUGAUUAAUUGAUAAACGCUGCCGUUGUGGAGGUGGAUCUGAGCGCUCCGACUCAGGUUGCUAACAGAAACUCCUGGCAGGGCACAAAGCCCUUUGCAGGGGAGAUCCAGAAGCGAGCAGAAAGGAUUGUUUGUCCGUGUUAAGCUUUGCAUGUCUGGAGAUAUACGUAUAUAUUUUCCUUUAGUGUUAAAUAGAUUUAGAACAGCAAAUCUUGCCUGCGUGUAAUGCUUCCCAAACCCUCGCAGAUGGGGAACUUUGUUUCCAAACAUCAAAUGCUUCAGCUGCUUAAUGCGUGUUUUUAAGCACCAACAGCCCUCUCGGAGAAUGUUCACAUUAAGCCUGCUGAGAAUUAGGCUUUUAGAGGAAACGUCUUUAAUAUUUUAUCACCCAAGAAAAGGAGGAGUUAUGGAAAACAAGGCAGCGCUUGGAGUAAAACACAGCACUGCGUUGUGGUGGGAGAGGUGCCGUGACUGGAGGUUGUGUGGCAGCGUGUGGUUGUGACACACUUCUGUGCUCUUAUCUAUUUGCAGCAGUGAAAGAAAGAGUCCUACCAACCUUCCCCCUUUUUACUUCACAGCUUCCCUGAGUGGGCUGUGUGGCAUGCACUUCUCACCCCGAGCAUUCCCUGCUGUGCACAGCCCCGGCUGUGUGUGCGUGGCUGGAGCCAGGUCUGAGCUCAGCUCUCGCUGUGACUGCUGUUUAAAAUGAGCUCUGUAACACAGGUGGUGAGAUGAUUCCUGCUCCAAAAUGACCGUUGGCCAUUGAAACUUUUUCUUUUCUGUUCCCACAAGCAACUACAAUCAAAACUGGUCCUACUGGUUCCAGCCCUGCCGUUCAAUUUCCGUGGGAGUGAAUGGAGGAGGCUGUCUGGCUGAGUGAGAUAUGGCUGGUGAUACACUGUGUUUUAAUACCUGAGGAACUAUUAACAAGUUCCCUGGCUAAUCAGCAGUGAAUUCAAGCUCUGAGUCUGUUUGUACUGAUGAUGAAGAAACAAUCAUUUAAGCUUUCUUUGCAAAAUGUUGCUGGAUAAAACAUGCCUGAGGCGGUGCUUGGCUUGACCUCUGCCAUUGCUUCCUUCCUCUUGUAGCAGCUGAUGUGUCUGCCGGUAGGGCACCUCACUCCAUCAGCAUUUCCCAAAGGGGAAAGGUUCCUUGGAGUCUGCGUGGGGUUUCUUAUUCUCUGGUUUUUGCUUUAAAGGUGUGAGACUGUAGGGAGGGCUCAGAAUGGGCAUUACUGGGGCUGGGAGAGAGCCUGAAGGCAGACCUUUGUGUGCUGAUAACCUGCGGUUUUGCUCACUGACUGUGUAGUAUUUUCUGAAUUCUGCAGCCUGUGUUGGCUUUUCCUAAGUUGUGUGGGGUUUGUGGGUGUCAAGAGCUACAGGGCAAGUCAGCUGAGUGCAUGCUGAGGUGACCUGUCAUACAGCAGUGCAUGCAACCGAGGCCUCUGUUGUGAGGACAUCACUCUGCUCAGUCAAGCUGCCGCAUUUAGCAGGCUGCAGUGUGCUGUGUGGUGAGCACACUGUGUUACAACCAUCUGCGGGCUGCGUGUUGAACCCUGCUGUCUCCAGGACGCUGCUGCCCUGCUGGCUCUGAGGUUCUCUCCCUGCAUCUGAGUGCCCUCUGCUGGAGCUCCCUUCUCUUCCCCGGGAUGAAGUUCUGGCUGCUGAUUGCAGCGGUCCCGGAUGGCGUUUGAUGCAAGUUCUGCAUUCCCUGGUGCUUGUCACCCCUCGCUAUCUGGGUAUGGUUUAGUCUGCUGUUUGUGAUCGUUUCUCUUGGGAUGCGCUUUAAAAAGGCUGCUUCUGCUGUUUUGCACGCACAGCUUCCUGCCUGGGUGGGUGCAAGGCUCUGUGUGCAGCCCUGGGAGCACAAGAGCGGGAUGCAAUGCAUCCAGCAUUGCUGUGGGGCCAAAAGCUGACACUGUUGUGAGUGGGGGUUCUCCUGUUUGUGAAGCUGAAGUCAUUUCUGCUGGGCUUCUGUACCCACACGCGGGCGGGUCUGUCUGUUUCUCCUGCUCCCAGGGAACCUGCCUCCAGAAUCACUCCAUCUGACCCCAUUUCUUGUGACCCUAUCGAGAGCUGCCGUGUAGAACGAGGUUGCCCUGAAACAGGCACUUUUUCUGCUUGCUCUGAAUAGCAGCUUUGCAUUGCACCGCAGCCGGGAGGAGCAAACACUGUGGGGCUGAACGCAGGCGAUGCCAGCACCCGGAGGUGGGUGUGCACGGAGGGGCUGUGCAGCUGCUCGGCGUGGGUGCAAGCGGGUGGCUGCGAGCCAGGCUGCCUCCUCCUAUAGAACCCCCAAAUCCUCUGUCAGCAGGAAGCAAGCUGGGGAAAGCAGAACCACUGGCACUUAAAAUGGGCAGAAAUCAGAAUGGAAACCGGCUGCUGAAAUGCGUAUUGAUUUGUGUGGCAUUAGCGUGGCUUUGUUGCGUGUGGGUUCAGACAACGCGGAGUUCCACGCCUGCUUUCAGUGUUUGAAUAUUAAUGCCAUCCUUACACUGAGGGGUUAAUCGGAUGCUAUCGCUUCAGCCACCUCGUUUCAAUUGAGAAGUGCUCUUAAUAAACAGCAACCAUCAGCGUGAGGUUCUGCACACCGAGAGCAGCCUGGGCACCCCAGCAAUCCCCAGUCCUGGGCAGCAUCCCUGAGCCGUGGGACUCAGCAUCACAUCUUGGCUCAGAUGGGAAACGAGGAAAUGCAGCUGGGGGAAGUAAUUGCACGCCGGGUCUGUAGGCGUGGUGCAGCGUCAGGAAUGCACGACAGCUGGAAAUGGAGCGGGAUCUUUUUUUCUCGUGGUGAUCUCGGGCUCUGCAGGCAGCUCAGAGCUCUGUUCUGUAGGACACGGGAGGAAAAUAGGGACUCUUAGUGCUGUGUUCAUAGGAGCAGGAUGAGCUCCUAUCGUUCUACCAAGAGGAAUCCAAAACUUUGUUUUGCAGCUGAAAGCAGGUUUAGGAGAACAAACUAUAUCCCUAUCAGCAGGGGUCUCCCAGGUCCCUGUGUGUGCGCCCUUGCUGGUUAUUAAUGCCAAAGUCAGGCACUGGUAGGUGUGUGUUGCAUGCAUGCUGCGUUCAGCUUCAUCCUUCCCUUUGGUGCUCGGGGAAGGAGCAUGCAGCCAGCUGUCACUUGUGCCCAUUCUGCUCCUCCUGUCCCCGGGUCCUCAUUUGCUGUGGUCCCAAUGGAGCUGGCUGUGCCCAGAGCUCAGUCCCUGUGCCGGAUGCACCGCAGGGAUUUCUCUGUGCUGGAGCUGUGCCCUCCUCCUGCUGCGUGUGAGUGCUGCCAGGCUCGCCUUGCCUUCCUGCCAGGGGGACUGGGUGCUGCACCUGCUUGGCUGCUCCUUUAGGCGCUCUCUUGGGUGCAUUUCCAGGCUCUGCAGCUGCUCUUCCCACAAGGCAGGGGCGGAUGGGAGCGGGGCUUGGCUGGGGCCACGCUCCAGGCUGCUGGGGAUGCUUCCUGCUGGUCCUUGGGGGCUCAGCCCAACCCUGGGCACAGCGCAGGGAUGGGCUCUGCCCCACGUUCUGUGCAGUGGGGUUGUUGUGGGGUUUUAGCAGUGUUUUAGGGUGGAGUUGUUGAUGCAUAGAUACGGGAAUACUUCUGCUGUGCUCGAAGGGAAAUAGCAGGCGUGCCCCAAUCCAAACUGCCUCUGUGUCAUCUCAGUUAGGCACAUCGUAUACUUUGAUUUCUUUUAAAGGCAAAGAUACAGAAUCGUAGAAUCCUGAGAGCUGGGAGGGACCUCUGAGGGCCAUCUGGUCUGACUUCCUUGAUGUAUGGGGGUGUGCCCUUAUAUAUGGGCAGACUCUUCCAAAUGGGUAUGGAUUGGGCAGAGCUUAACCUGGGCAGUGCUGGAGCCCAUUGUGCUUGAGGGGUGUCUGUGGGACAGCCCCAAAUCCGUGCCCGAGGGGUUCAGGAGGAGGAAUCCGCAGGUGUGGAAAGAUACUGGGAUGAGAGGUGGGCAGGGAUUGAGGAAGGUGUGAAGGAACAGCCCCAGGAGGCCCCGUGGGCAGCCAACCCCUGUUUCUACCCUGGCUGUUGUUCCCAUGGGGUGAGAGCGCAAGGACUGGGAGAUGCCUUUUGAAGACAACGCUCUGAAGGAUUGACUAAUAAGAGUGUGUCUCUUGGGGCAGGCGAGCAAAGCUCCCCGCUGGAUGCAGCAUGGAAACACUGCACGGUGUUUAAAAAUAGAUGUUCUGUGCAGAGUGGGUCUCCUCUUCUGGAACCUGGCUGUAAGGAGAAGGCGUGCGGGGCUCUGUUGGUCGGGCUUUGCUUUUGUUUGCCUCCAUUUCGAAAGGAUCGUGGAAGACGAGCUGACGAUUUAAUGGGGCGUGAUGGGCUAAUACAAGCGUCUGCGUGGCUGCAUUUAAUCCAUUAAAGGAGAGAAAAGGAACAGUGGUUAUCAGCAUUCACAAGGCAAGGCUUGGGCUUAGUGCAUGCAAAGCCUUGGAGGGAGACCGGAGGAGCGCUCCCACUGCUGCAGAAAGCUUCUGACAGGCGCAGCAUCGCUGCAAGUACGGCUGUGAUUGUGAGAGCUGCCUUUGUUCGUUCCUUGGAGCCUCCAGUGAGGGAUGGUGGGCACACAUCGGCGUGGAUGCUGAAAUCCGCCUCCCCGAGCCGAUGUGGGAGCAGAACGCGUGGAGGUGAUGGUUGUUUUUUAAUCCAGGAAAUCAGAGAAGGAAAUCACUUCAAAUCACCAACCGCUCAAUUGUGGAAGUCGAAAAUACCCGAGCUGUGUUAGAACUUGGAGAAUUCCCUUUGCUUAAGGUAUGGUGUGAAUAUGCGUUGCUUGGCAGCUCGGGUCAACUACAAGACUCUGAUCAUCAUCUGCGCUCUCUUCACGCUGGUGACGGUGCUGCUGUGGAACAGAUGCUCCUCGGAUGGCUCCGGCCCAUUCCCCCGCAGCCCGGCUGGCCCCGAGCGCCGCGCGGCCGCCGCCAGCAACGGCCCCGCACGGGAUGUGGGCAAGCAGAGCGAGGAAGCAUCGCCCCAAGAGCAGCAGAAGGCUCCUCCCGUCGUGGGAGGCUUCAACAAAGCCCCGGGGCUGAAGUAUGAGGAGAUAGACUGUCUGAUCAACGACGAGCACACCAUCAAAGGGAGGAGGGAAGGCAGCGAGGUCUUCCUGCCGUUCAGCUGGGUAGAGAAAUACUUUGAGGUUUAUGGGAAAAUUGCUCAGUACGAUGGUUAUGACAGGUUUGAAUUCUCUCAUAGCUACUCCAAAGUAUACACACAGAGAGCACCUUACCACCCGGAUGGGGUCUUUAUGUCCUUCGAGGGCUACAACGUAGAGGUUCGAGACAGAGUGAAGUGCAUAAGUGGUGUUGAAGGCUGCAGUAAACCAUCACGUCCCCAUCAAUGGUAUUCAUUAGGAACGAGAAGCAACGAAAUAUGUGUGCCCUUAUCCACCCAGUGGGGACCUCAGGGCUACUUCUAUCCCAUCCAGAUCGCACAGUACGGGUUGAGUCACUACAGCAAAAACCUGACCGAGAAGCCCCCGCACAUCGAGGUGUACGAAACGGCCGAGGAGAAGGACAGGGGCAGCAGGGCUGCUGAGUGGACGGUGCCCAAAGGCUGCUCCCUUUCCACGGUGCCCGAUAAAGCCAAGUUCACCAGUGUUAAACACUUUGUUGCUCCAGAGAACACCGAGGGGGUUUCCCUGCAGCUUGGCAACGCCAGAGAUUUCAUUAUUUCUUUCGAUCUCAAGCUCGUAACCAACGGGAGCAUUUCUGUGGUGCUGGAGACCACGGAGAAGAACCAGCUCUUCACCGUGCACUACGUCUCCAACACGCAGCUCAUCGCCUUCAGGGAGCGCGACAUCUACUACGGCAUCGGGGCCCGCACCAGCUGGAGCACCAUCACACGGGACCUGGUGACCGACCUGCGCAAGGGCGUGGGGCUGUCCAACACCAAGGCCGUCAAGCAGACCAGGAUAAUGCCGAAGAAAGUGGUGAGGCUGAUUGCAAAGGGGAGGGGAUUCCUCGACAACGUCACCAUAUCGGCCACCGCGCACAUGGCGGCUUUCUUCGCGGCGAGCAACUGGCUGGUGAGGAACCAGGACGAGCGGGGCGGCUGGCCCAUCAUGGUGACCAGGAAGCUGGGGGAAGGCUUCAGGUCGUUGGACCCGGGCUGGUACUCGGCCAUGGCGCAGGGCCAGGCCAUCUCCACGCUGGUGCGGGCCUACCUGCUGACCAAGGAGCACGCCUUCCUCAGCUCCGCGCUGCGGGCCACUGCGCCCUACAAGCUGCCAUCAGAGCAGCACGGGGUGAAGGCUGUGUUCAUGAACAGGCACGACUGGUACGAGGAGUACCCCACCUCGCCCAGCUCCUUUGUGCUCAACGGCUUCAUGUACUCACUCAUUGGGCUCUACGACCUGAAGGAGACAGCGGGGGAGAAGCUGGGCAAGGAGGCGCGGCUGCUGUAUGAGCGUGGCAUGGAGUCCCUGAAGGCCAUGCUGCCUCUCUACGACACCGGCUCCGGGACCAUCUAUGACCUGCGGCACUUCAUGCUGGGCACCGCUCCCAACCUGGCACGCUGGGACUACCACACCACCCACAUCAACCAGCUCCAGCUGCUCAGCACCAUCGACGAGGCCCCGAUUUUCAAGGAGUUUGUCAGGAGGUGGAAGAGCUACCUGCGGGGCGGCAGGGCAAAGCACAACUAGAGCUGACAACCAAAGCCCUCGUUGCCUGCUGGCGGCAAAGGUUCGGGUUUCCGGAGCUUGGCGAGGGGACACCUGAAAAGGUCGCAUCCUAAACUCCUACAGACCGUUUCGAAGAAGUGAUCCUUAAAACUGAUCUCCUGAAAUAAUUGCAUUCCAGUGUGAAAACCUUUGGGUCUGAUGGGCAGGAAUCGGGGGCUCCAGCUCGCUCGCUCUCCGUGGCGCUCCACCGUAAUACCCGCGCGAAGCAAAACCCAUCUGUGCUCUGAGCUGGGGGACGAUUUUGUUGUUCCUUUUUGCAGGAAAAUACUUAUGGAAGCCAUACAGGUCUCUAAAGUCCAGCACUUGCCUGACAAGUUAGUAUGUGGCCUCUUUGGAAAUGGAGCUCUUUGUGUAUAUGUUGGAACAGCGUCGCCGGUGCUGUGGUGUAAUGCUGUAAACGUGUGUUUCCUUGUAGCCUGGGUAGUGGACAGCGUAGCUUUUUCGAGGUGUUCUUUUCUGUAUGGAUUCUUUCCCUGGGGCGACGCGGUCUUUUCUAUUCUCUGUCUGGAGGUCCUGUAGCCCGUAUGGCUUCGCGUCGCGCCACGUAAGCACAAGUCGGUGGCUCACGGAUGGCCCAGCGCUGUGGCUGCACCAGCCCUGUCCUGGGAGCCAGACACGCGUGGGGUGCUGGCAGCACGUCCCCCCCGGCAGCUGAAAUCUUUUCUCGUGGAGCCCGAUGUUCUGUUCUGUAUUUUUUCAUCACAUCUGAGAGGUUUCUGUAAGCGUUGGCGGCUUGGUUCUGUAGGAGACCUGUGUUGAAUUCCUGUGUGGCAUGGAGCUCGUUUCGAGUAGCGUGCAGGAAAUGUAAUUUGAAAUGGUGAGCACUGUCCUAUGGGGGUUUUCAUUUUUAACCUGCUUCCCAAGAUCCAGCACUUGAAAAAUGACAAUCAGCCCAUAGGGCUGUACAGCUCCGUCUGAGCUUUAGCACUGCUUGGCCUUUGCUGCCCGACACCAGUCAUCCAGCAGAGCCCCAACACUUCCACUGUGCUGGCAGCACGCAGAGCAGCAGGCGGUCAGCAUCUCAUCUUCGUGAGCCCAUACCCACACCAUGGGUCUGCCUUCACAGCAUGGAGGGUUUCUGGUGGAUCUGGAAGGGUAAAAGCAAUGGCAUCAUCAGAUGGGGACGGUGUGGUUUGGUAGCACAGCAAACACCAGCUCGUCAGCUCUGUGCAGGCGUGCUGGGCUUUGCUCUCCCAUCCCAGGCACGAAAGCUCCCAACGUGUCCUGGCAUGCGGUGAUCACGUAUGGCUGUGGGGCUUUUCCACUGAUCCCAUGACGUGCUGCAGGCACAUGUUGGUGUGCUUUGGCUUAAGGUGCUCCUACAGAGGACAGAGCUGCUUCAGACUGCGUAGAGGCUGGGCACGAGGACGGUGUGCAUCUUGGUUUUUGUUUGCUUUUCUUGCUUUUUCGAUGCUUUUUCUUGCUGAUAUUUGAAGCGACUUUGUGAUUAUUCGAUCUCUGCAAACGUGUGCUGUGUGAUCGUAUCAGUUAACGUGCAAAGCAGACGUCGCAGGAGAAAUCUCAAUACCAAAGUUAGCAGAGCUGAUUUGUAUUUUUAGUGUUUGUUUUUAACACGUGUGCACAGAGAAAACAACCCAACUGACGUGCUUCCUUCCAGCGACCGGUCCUCACUGCAAGCAGAGCAUCUCCCCCUGUGCAUCCCCUCUGUUGAUGGCCCAUUUUGGAUCUGGGGAAGCAAGAGAGACUUCCAGGGCGCUGCUCUGCGGCGGUGCCGGUGCCUUAGCGAGGCCACCGUGCCCUCUUUUUAUUAUUAUUUAAUUAUUUCCUUCUUGGUUUUGAUAUCGGGUUGAUAAUGGCAGUGAUGGUCGUGUUGGGGUGGGUCGGCCCCGGGGGCGUUGGUGGCGAUGCCGCUGCGCUGGGCACACCGUGUCCUUAACGCCCACCCCGCAUUCUCUUGGCCUUGGCACUUGUGUCACUUCAGCCCGCUGCCCCCAGGGGCUGUGGGGCCAAAGGGAUUUGGUGUGAGGGCUCCUCCUGGGAUCGUGUUUUCCGUACAGAGCUGGGAGAGGACGGUCGGCCAUCGGCGCCCAUCGCUUGGCUGAAGUCACUUAACUGUUAUUCCUGUGCUUUCCCAGUGAUCAAUGUGAUAAAGGUCUUGGGGACUCGGAUCGGUCCGACCUUCCCGUAAGGCUCGCUGUACAUAGACCUCAUUGGAGGCGUGGUGUAUGCACACCAGUGACACACAAGCACAACCGUCCGCGUGUGGCCGUGCUGUUUUCUCAGCCAUUGUGCAAGACAUUCACCGAAAGCUGCUAUUUCCCUUCACCUUGUAAUUGUACUUUAUUUUUUCUACAUUUUUACAUGUGGGGUAUACACCAUGUGUUAAAUAUGCAAUAAAUUGUUUACAGGAUGCUCUUGUAAAGGGUGGUCCUUUGUAAAGCUGUACAGACUUUGCAGUUUAAGCACAAUGUGCACAUGUUAGUUUUAUAUACGGCGAGACGCGACUUUUUGCAGAGGGAAAGGUUCUACUAUGUUUAUAUACAAAGUAAAUGGAUCCAUGUUUGUGCUUCAUGUAAAGCUGCUUUAUAAGAUUGUAAAAUAAAUUCCUUUUUUUUUUUUUAUCUUAA